Molecule: messenger RNA, 1532 nt
Organism: Anopheles funestus (African malaria mosquito)
Lineage: Eukaryota; Metazoa; Arthropoda; Insecta; Diptera; Culicidae
Gene: MRG15
Product: mortality factor 4-like protein 1
Exons: 3
Coding region: 173-1444 (423 amino acids)
Biological process (GO): regulation of DNA-templated transcription; chromatin organization
Cellular component (GO): NuA4 histone acetyltransferase complex; nucleus
Source: RefSeq, a predicted model, not a curated record
CACAUCAAGCUGGCUUGAAGAGAAAUUCUGUCCUAAAACGAAUUAGAUCUGAUGGUGACAGUUGUAAAGCUUUCGCCAAACCGAAGUAGCGUUGUUUCCUUAUUUCUGAAGUGUAAACAAUUUAAUAAAAACCUCACAACUGGAUAAGAAAAGCGCUAGUGACGACGGGAAGAUGCCCCCUAAGUUUAAGUUCACCGAAGGUGAAAAGGUGCUCUGCUUUCAUGGUCCGCUGUUGUACGAAGCCAAACUGCUACGAUGCGCGAUGAUGAAAGAAAAGCAGGUAAAAUACCUGGUGCACUAUGCCGGAUGGAACAAGAACUGGGAUGAAUGGGUCCCGGAGAGCCGUGUCCUGAAGUAUAACGAAGCAAAUCGCCAGCGGCAACAGGAAGUUCACCGGUUACAUUCACCUCUAGUAAAGAACAAGAAAAGCAGUACAAAGACGAAAAAGUCAGAUACGCAGGGUGGAAACAGUAAUCAGAGCAAAGAUAACGAUUCUCGAGCUUCAACACCAUCAAAGGAAGUGACGAAAGAGAAGGAAACGGUCGCUCAAUCUAUCAGUACACCUUCCACAUCCACCACCGUACCCACUACCACCACCACCACCAGCAUUAGUUCGUCCGGAAAUUCUUCAUCUACUGGAAGGAACAGAUCGUCCCUUAAGUCUACGGUGACCAGUGCGAGCGUAGCUUCAUCGCCUAGCUCCACCUCAUCGUCAACAUCUUCCACAUUAGCAACAUUUUCUACAGCGACAGCAACAACUGCUCCCGCUUCAAACGGAAAAGACGGCAAAUCAUCGGAAAGUAAGGAUUCAGGCGAAAAGGCAAAAGAAGAAUCAUCGAGUGAGCAAAGUAAUUCCAAAUCGAAGAAACGCGGACGCACCGAUACAAAUUCGUCGAAUGUAGAAUCGGAAGAUCAGUUCAUUUCGAAGGUGGAGGUAAAAAUUAAAAUUCCCGACGAACUAAAGGUAUGGUUGGUGGACGACUGGGAUGCAAUAUCGCGCCAGAACAAACUGCUAGAACUACCUGCUAAGGUACCGGUCCAGGAGAUAGUGGACAACUACGUACAGUACAAGAAACAGAGCAAGCUGACGACAGCUAUCAAGGAAACGGCCGUUGCAGACAUCGGCAAUGGAAUAGUUGAAUAUUUCAACGUUAUGCUGGGUUCUCAGCUCCUUUACAAAUUCGAGCGACCACAGUACGCAGAGAUGAUACAGGCACAUCCGGGUGUGCCGAUGGCGAAAAUCUACGGUUCCGUGCAUUUACUUCGCCUCUUUGUGAAGCUGGGACCGAUGCUAGCGUUCACCUCACUGGAUGAAAAAUCAAUACAAACUUCCUUGGGUCAUGUGCAGGACUUUCUGAAGUAUUUGGUAAAAAAUAGCAGCACGCUAUUCAACAUGCAACACUACGUAAAUACCAGCCCCGAGUAUCAUCGGAAGGCCUUGUAAAGGCGUUCGUAAAAAGUAAUGGUAUAAGAGAGAUGGUAUCAUUUGAACCCUAAUUAACUUAACAAAUAAACUGUAUUUUUUCUACACA